GGGUCAGAGCGAGGCGCUAAUGGUGAAAGGAGCUACAGGCAGGAAGGGGAAGGUGUUGCUAUGGCAACCGAGGAAGACGUUAAGAGGGAAGGGGUGGGACCGGAACAAGGCGCCGAGGAGGAAGCAAGCUGUCACUGGCAGAAGGAGAAGGAGGCGUUGCCGUGGUAACCCAAAGAAACCAGGCGGGAGGAAAACGAGGCUCUGCCGAGGAGUCUACGUCACGGCGAGACGUUGCCAAGGCAACUGGAGAAGCCGGCGGAAGAAGACAGAGGGAAGGGGUGGGACCAGAACGAGGGGUCGAAAAGGAAGCGAGCCUACGUCACGGUGUUGUUUUCGCGCGGGAAAUUGGGAUCUGAUUCUCACGCGCUGAAAAAGGGGCAGAAUUUUGGGUGAAAAUGCAGUUUAAUACGAACAGGAGAAAUAAAGUGCCGAGAUAUAAGGUGUCAAGGCUGGGAGAUAAAGAAGAAUAUCCAUUCAGUCUUCAAUUCUAUCUUACGCCGCCAAUUGAAAAUAUUUCCCUCAUAGAAUUUGAAAGUUUUGCAGUUGACAGGCUCAAAUUACUCAAAGUAGUUGAAAACCUGGGGGUGAGUAUGAUCAAAGGUACAGCUCUAUACAACCAAAAGCUGGAAGCAGAGCUUAAGACUCUCCAGUUUCCAUACCAUGCUCUGCUCGAAAAUGAUUAUGACAGGAGAAGAAAAGAUCAUAUUUCCCACUUCAUACUGCGACUUGCUUACUGCCAAACAGAAGAACUCAGGCGAUGGUUUAUUCAACAAGAAUUAGAUCUCUUCCGCUACAGAUUCACUCAGCUGUCAGAGGAAUUGACUAAAAGGUUCCUUGCGUAUGUUAAUUUGGCAUAUGAUUCUGUAUUGGAAACUGAAAAGGAAACAAUUGGAGGUGAUCUGCGAAGUGCAACUCCUGGUUUUAAUGAAGCUGACGUCACAAAUAAUGCCUUCUAUCUGGUUCCUUUCAGUGAUUCUGUGGAUUUGGUUCGUGUAAAAAGAGUUUACUUCUACGGCGGUUAUGCCUAUGUCCCUCAACAGGAUUUCCUUGUCAUUCUCUUGAACAAUUACAGAACCAGGCUGUCAAAAGCCCUGGCAAUUACAGCACGCUCGCUUCCCAUUAUACAAACUGAUGAGAGACUCCAGCCUCUGCUCAGUCACCUCAGCCAUGCAUAUGUUGGUCCAGAUUACAGUAUCGAAAAAAAUAUUGGGAAAAUUUCACUGGAACAGAUUGAUGCCCUUUCAGUGAAAUCCUUUCCCCCUUGCAUGCGCCAGCUGCACAAAGCUUUGCGUGAAAACCACCAUCUCCGUCAUGGAGGCCGCAUGCAGUAUGGGCUGUUUCUAAAGGGUAUUGGCUUAACAUUGGAACAAGCUUUGCAGUUCUGGAAAGCGGAAUUCAUCAAAGGCAAAUUAGAUGCAGAUAAGUUUGACAAAGGAUAUGCUUACAACAUCCGACAUAGCUAUGGAAAAGAAGGCAAGAAAACCGAUUAUACUCCCUUCAGCUGCAUGAAAAUUAUCAUGUCCAAUCCACCAGGCCAAGGGGAUUAUCAUGGAUGCCCAUUCCGCCACAGUGAUCCCGAGCUGCUCAAGCAGAAGCUUCAGUCUUAUAAAAUCCCUCCCACUGGGAUCAGUCAGAUUUUGGACCUGGUGAAAGGAAUGCAUUACCAAGUGGCCUGUCAGAAAUACUUUGAAUUGACACAUGAUGUCAGUGACAUUGGGUUUUCUUUGAACCAUCCAAAUCAGUAUUUUGUAGAGAGUCAGCAGCUGCUUGGUGGCGUCAAGGAAAUGAAAAAAGAACAAAGGCAACCUGAAAACUCCCAGCCAAAGUACAGCAACCAGAAAAGUGUAACUACAAACUCCACACUCUCCUCUUCAAAUGCACCAGAAGAAAUGGAGUUGGAAGGUUUGGAGGAUUAUUUUGCUGAAGAUUAAGGACCAUCUUGUCCCCUUUGCAUCAUCACUUUGGCUGUCCCUCCCUGGAUGUUGAAACAGUUCUCACAAUAAUUACUUAGCCACCAUCAUAUUGUAUGCAAGCAUUUGCAUUCUGUGUUAAAAUGUUUAAAUAGUAUUGUGUACAUCAAUUUUGAAAAACAAUUGUCUCUUCUUACAUAGAAACUGUAGAGGAUACAGGAAUGAUACAGCAUUGUGAAUAGGGUUUUUGUAAUUUUUGAAUAAAUAUUUUCAGUUGCUAA
Messenger RNA from Anolis carolinensis (green anole), 2191 nucleotides. RefSeq names its product DNA primase subunit 2 (gene prim2). The transcript is spliced from 14 exons. NCBI's taxonomy places the organism in Eukaryota, Metazoa, Chordata, Lepidosauria, Squamata, Anolidae. Bases 396 to 1931 code for a protein of 511 amino acids. Gene Ontology annotation, biological process: DNA replication initiation; DNA replication, synthesis of primer. Gene Ontology annotation, cellular component: alpha DNA polymerase:primase complex. The record is from RefSeq and is a predicted model, not a curated record.